This is a messenger RNA of Daldinia vernicosa, 1927 nucleotides long. RefSeq lists its product as uncharacterized. Lineage: Eukaryota; Fungi; Ascomycota; Sordariomycetes; Xylariales; Hypoxylaceae. The coding region runs from base 201 to 1787 and encodes 528 amino acids. The transcript has a single exon. Gene Ontology annotation, molecular function: oxidoreductase activity. The record is from RefSeq and is a predicted model, not a curated record.
GGGGAGGCGAGAAGGGGUUCGCCCAGCCGGUGGCCAAGAGUGUGUUGGGGGUUAGGGCGACAGUGGGGGAGGAAUGGGAUCCGGUUGUUAGGGAGUUACUUGCCGUUGAGGGUGGUAAGGGGGAAAGAGAGGAGGGGAGGAAUGGAGAUGGGAGACAGAUCGUCAACGAUGCAGUCGUCAAGCCGGAAGGAGGUAAGCUGAUGGCGGGUCUGUCGAUCGACCCCGAGACAAGAGACAGAGUUAAACUUGCCGGCGUAAUGGCCGUUGGCACUGCGACGAAGACAACGCCCGGCGUUGCGGACUUGCAACUUGCGUUCCGCGUCGACGAGGCUUUGGGGAACUGCCCGAAAUACAUCAAUAAGAAACGCAUCUUACCCCGCGUACCCUCACCACAGCUUGUGAGCGAGGGAACCGGCGUCCCAUUGCCCCAGGCGGCGAUCAAGUUACUAGCCCAAGCAGACCUAUUUUUCAUCGCGAGCAAACAUGGCACUAAGAGCAUGGACGUGAAUAUCCGUGGCGGCCCGCCGGGAUUCAUACGUGUGCUAAGGAAUAGAGAUGAGAGCGCGGGUGGUGCUGCAUUGGUCUACCCUGAAUACUCGGGUAAUCGAUUGUACCAGACGCUGGGGAAUAUUCAUAAUGACCCAGCUGUCGGCAUCGUCGUCCCGGACUUCGAAACAGGCGACGUGUUAUACCUAACGGGAAACGCGGCGAUCCUGGUUGGCGAAGUAGCGGCUGUGGUGAUGCCGCAUGCGAAGUUAGCUAUACGUGUUGAGGUUGUAGAAGCUCGGUUUGUGCGAGAGGGUCUCUCGUUCAGGGGCGAGGUUAUCGACUACUCGCCGUAUAAUCCGGCCGUCCGGCGAUUGGCAUGCGAGAAGGGAUCUAAUGAUCCUACGGCGGAUUCAAGCAGUGACACUACUACAACUACAGCGAGGCUGGUCACUCGGGAGAGGCUUACACCGACGAUAUCAAGAUACGUUUUUAAGCUUACUACUACCUCAGGGGCAAAGGAUAAUACGAGAAAGCGGUUGAAAGCAUGGCAUCCCGGACAGCACGUCACGUUGGACUUCAGCGGGGAGCUAGAUAUGGGAUACUCGCACAUGCGGGACGAGGACCCGCAAAGUCUGAACGACGACUUCGUGCGCACGUUCACGGUUAGUAGGCCCGUAGACGCUGGGAUCGUGGACGAAGAGGGGUAUAUAAAGGAGGAUAAUACGGAACCGGAGCUUGAGAUCACGGUUAGGAGACACGGUCCGGCGACGGCGUUGCUGGAGCGCUGGAACGUAAGGGUCCCGCUUGAGAUCCCGGUGCUGGGAUUCGGCGGCGCGGAAGGAUUUAGAUUACCGACGGGGAACGGUGAAGGGGGUGGUGGAAAUACUACAAGCGUGUUCGUUGCUGCGGGCGUGGGAAUCACGCCGUUGAUGGCGCAGGGUGCUAGUGUCCUGAAAGCUACGGGAGCAGUCGGAAACGAACUCAAGCUGCUCUGGAGCAUGAAAGGCGAAGACGUGCCUCUAGCAGCAGCCGUGCUGGAGAAGAUAAGCGGCCUCGGACGCGCGGCUAAGCUCUUCGUCACGGGGAAGAUAGGCGAGAGGGAGCGGGCUGUUAUAUCUACGAUAAUACGGGGGCUUGGCGCGGAAGUGGUUGAACGGAGGGUGGGAGCUGGUGACGUGUUGGCGGAGGGCGAGAAAGGAAAGAGGAAGUAUUAUUUAUGCGCGGGCCCGGAGAUGACUAGGGAGUUAUUGAAGUGGACGGAGGGCGAGGAGGUGGUUUAUGAAAGCUUUGAGUAUUAAGGGGAAGUUUGUGGGUUGGUAUAAGGGUUGAUGGGAUAUAUGACUGAAAUAUAUACAACGAAGGCUUGGUAGUAUUAACCCCUCGGCUCUAGUUAUUAGUUAAUGACCACGAUAUAUAUGCUAUGGUUUGAAGUAGGGAC